This is a messenger RNA of Exserohilum turcica Et28A, 255 nucleotides long. RefSeq lists its product as uncharacterized. The record is from RefSeq and is a predicted model, not a curated record. The transcript has a single exon. Lineage: Eukaryota; Fungi; Ascomycota; Dothideomycetes; Pleosporales; Pleosporaceae. The coding region runs from base 1 to 255 and encodes 84 amino acids.
AUGGCUGCAAGAACGGGGCUCCGCUAUGUUCUGCGCUGGUGGCGCCUGGGCCUCUCCAGUCGUCCGAGCUAUGCAAGGUACGCCUUCUGUCGAAGCCUGGAUAGAAGCAUCGCUUUGGCCGAUGUCACAUCCUCAGCCAGAAAUUUCAGUUAUGCCGAUGUUUUUCCCGCUCCCCGUUUCAGACACCAUGGGGCGCCCGCACCCGCGAACCUAGACUGCGAUACGGUUUCAUGGUACGUUUGCGGCCGCUUGUGA